Molecule: messenger RNA, 3646 nt
Organism: Rhincodon typus (whale shark)
Lineage: Eukaryota; Metazoa; Chordata; Chondrichthyes; Orectolobiformes; Rhincodontidae
Product: coiled-coil domain-containing protein 158
Exons: 23
Coding region: 367-3609 (1080 amino acids)
Source: RefSeq, a predicted model, not a curated record
CCACGGACUUUGGAGGGAUCAGCCCAAGCGGCGGUGACUGGGGGGGGCCCCGGUGACCGCUCGGAUAGAGCUAGAGGCAAGAAAGGCUUCUACUGUAACCAGGGCAACAGGUGGCGUUUAACCGAAGCUCUCCGAAACCUCCGUGUGCGUGCACAAUUAGUCAACAGCUUAUGUUUUUUAUUUAUCUUGAAGUCACAGUCUUAUCCUAAAUAUAUAUAUAUUUUAGCUGAACUUGCUUGCUUUAAAUAAAUAAUCACAUAGAUCCCUAUAUUUAUUUACUGUAAAUGCGUAUUUUUCUAAGUCAGCCAACGUUAAUGCCCCAAAGUUUUUUUUUAUAAAAUCGCCUAAAGGUUAUAUUUUUAAAAAAUGUCCAACGUUUUUGAAACUGAAUACGAGAAGAACCCAGCGCCCUGUGGCGAUAUUGCGGCACUGACCGGCAGAUCGUCCCUCGAUUUGUCAGAAGUCUCCAGAUCGUUAGAAAGGGCUCGUGGACAUUUUUCAUCUACUGACUGUCGGUCUUGUCAGUCAAGUCUGCAUGCCUCAGAAGCUGGAAAAGAACAAUUUACAUUGUGUAAAUACAUUUCUGAUAGCAGAAGACCAAGCAAAAACUUAGAGAAAUUGAGGAAAGAACUAGAAAGACAGACGAAAGAAACCAAGAUACUUCAGGAAGAAGUAGAGCUUGCUACCAAAUUAACGAUGGACAAAUUCAAUUGGAAUUUCAAUGAGGGUAGAAGUUGUGAUCACAAUGAAUUCUCAACUAGCCCUAAUGACCAGUCAGAACCAGACCGUUCUUUUACAACAACCUUCACAAAUAUGAAAUCUCCUUUUCGUAGUUCCGUACUUCAGGCUUCUAUUUCAAAAGCCCAUCGUCACAAAUCACCGCAGACUACUAAAUAUGACCUGGAUUUGGUCGUAUCCAGAAGGAACAUCCCGUCCUCUGGACUGCCAUGUGUGGAGAAGUCAAUGGAUGACUGUGCACAUGAGAUGGAAGAACAGCUGGAAAACCUGAAAACUGAAUCGCAAAACCAAACUGAAGCUUUGCUUAAGCAACAAGAAGACCGAAUAGAGCAGCUGAAUCAUGAACAUGAGGAAGAAUUGUCAGCACUAACUGGAAAAGUAAACCUUUCUCACAGCUUUGCCACAAAUUUCCAGAGCCAAGUGGAGGCAAUACAAGAGCAGGCAAAGAAUCAGAGCACAAUGUACUCGCGACAGCUUACAGAAUUGGAGAGCACAGUCUGCCAUCUGCGAUCUGAAUUACAAGAAGCAAAAAGGAUGUAUGAAAACAAGAUAGAGAACUUGGAAAAGCAAGUAGAAAAAUCUCAUUGCGAGAUUUAUAAUUGCAAGAGAGAAAGAGAUGAAUUCAGGCAGCAGGUAGAAAGCACAAAUGGCCGACUCCAACUUUUAAUGGCUGACUAUUGUAAAAUUGAAGAGGACCUCAAAGUGGCAAAAGAACAAAACCAGAAGCUGUGGGAACGUGGCACAAGUAAUAGUCUCUCUGUUGAAAACUUGGAGCAGGAAUUGGAAUGCAAAAAUCAAGAAAUUCUGCGGCUUGACGGUAUGAUAAACUCUCUGAAGGAGCAGUACCAGCAUCAAUUGCAGUGUCAGGCAUCAUUAGAGGAACAAAGAAAUGAUGACCAAGAAAAAAUCAAGAACUUAGUCAAACAGUAUGAGAACUGUAAAGAACAGCUUUGUAAUACUGGAGAGGAGCUUAAUAAGAAGAAACAGCAACUUGAAAAAACAGAAAUAACCAUCUGUCAGUUGGGGGAGAAAAUAAAAGAAAAAGACAGAUGUCUGGAAAAUGAAAUUGCAGAAAAAGGUAAACUGCAACAUGAAAUUGAUGAAAAGUGCCAAAAAAUUCAUAGGAUGAAAAUAGCAGAAGAGACCAUUUGUGAUCAGUUUGAAGAAGCAGUUACCCACUUAAAGAAAAUGCAGUGUGAUAACGAUUCACUGAAAAUGGAGUUGAAUGAGAAAAACAAGAUGCUUGCCACUUUGCGACAAGAAAUGGAAAGCAUUUCUGAAAUGACAUCACAACAGAGUUGUGCAUCUGAGGCACUAGAGCGUGAAAGAAAACAACUUCAGUCCGAAGUAGAUUGUCAAAACCAGAAGAUUCAAGAGUUAAAGACUGAAUUGGAACACAAAGAAACUCAGAUGAUAGAACUAAAGGCACAUCUCUCUGAGGUGGAAAAGGAGAAAAUUAAAUUGGUAAAUUCUGCAACUCAGCAAAUGUCUGAAUUGAGAGACUUGUUACAGGAAAAGGAAGUGCUUGCAAAUGAAUUAAAUCUUAUCCAGAGUCAAAUGGCUGAACUGAAAGAGGAGUAUGAAAAUUUGCAGAGGACCUACACAUGCAAAACUGAAGAAUAUGAUUGGGCUACAAACAAACUUAAAGCUCAGCUGAAAUCAACCCAAAAUGAUCUUGAGCAAACCAGGGAGGCGAUGAAAGUACUCGAAGGAGCAGAUACCCACGCGAUGAAAGUUGCAGUAGGAAUGCAAAAGCAGAUCACAGCCAAGCGUGGACAGAUUGAUGCACUUCAGAGCAAGAUCCAAUACCUAGAAGAAGCCUUACAGAAUUCUGAAAGGGAGAAAUGCUACCUAAAAGAAGAGAAGGUUCGCCUAACUAAGGAACUUGCCUGUAUAGUAUCGGAAAGAAACAAAAUUGCUGGAGAGCUUGAUACCCUAAAAUCUCAAGAAAAAUGUUUGAAGGAAAAACUAGUUAGACUGGAGUCAGCAUUAGAGAAGGCCUGUCUUAGAUUUUCUGAUUGUCAGUCAGUUAUUCAGCGUCAGGAGCAGGACUUCAUGCGCUUAAAGCUGCAGCAUGCCUUGGAAGUAAAGGAGCUACAAGGUCCAGGUUUUAAUACUGGUCAAUGUUCAAAUACUCGAGUCUAUUCCCCUCCAGUUUGUGUUAAUCCAACAUCUUCCCGGCCAUCAUCAGGAUACCUCUCUUCUGCUGUGUCCAAGACCAGUUGUCUUCAAGAGGACUUGAACCCUGAUUUGAAAAAUCUUCUAAUGGAUCUUAAGAGUACAGCCUGUGAUGGGUGUAACAGAUCAAACAGCAUAAAUUACACUGAAUGUGAAGGAGAAAGAACAUCACGAAAUAUGCAUGCGGUGGAUGAUUUGAAUACAGACAUUUGUAUGGAAAGUGGAACACAUGAUACCUGCUUCAGGGAUCGAUCGUGUACUCAGGAUGCAAAAGAAACCUUCAAAUCUGACCAUUUUGCUUGCCCUGCAAACCACUCAUUACAGACGAGUGGUCUGUGCUACACCUCCUCCCCCAAGCAUCAGAGUCCAGAAAGAUCACCAGUAUCUUCCUUGCUAACUGGUUCACUGUGCGAAUAUAGAAGGGAAAACUCGGUUGUUAAUGACCUAUGCUGUUCAAGGACCAGCUACAUGUCAUCACCAUAUUUGGAAAAUGAACUUCACUUCCAAAAUAACAAUACUGACCAGAUGGAUGUCGCAGGGCAGGCCUGCAAGAAACUGCAGAACAAGCUGGAUGGUCUGCAAAACUUGGUGGAAGAUCUUCAGCUGAAGAAUCAUGAAAUGUCCUCCAUGAUCAGAAACCAAGAGAAGAGGAUAAAAAGAGUAAAAGACAGAGAGAAAAUGCUCAAAAAGUGAAGUCCAUGUUUCUGCAUUUUAUUCUUUUGACUUGCUG